Messenger RNA from Hordeum vulgare subsp. vulgare (domesticated barley), 1258 nucleotides. RefSeq names its product short-chain dehydrogenase/reductase 2b-like. Gene Ontology annotation, cellular component: membrane. The transcript is spliced from 6 exons. The record is from RefSeq and is a predicted model, not a curated record. NCBI's taxonomy places the organism in Eukaryota, Viridiplantae, Streptophyta, Magnoliopsida, Poales, Poaceae. The coding region runs from base 189 to 1127 and encodes 312 amino acids.
CCAUGGCCCAGUGAUAAAUAUACAGCGGAGAAAGCAAGUAAUAUCGGCCAUCUCUUUUCCAAGUGCAGAGGCAAAGUUGUGCACGAGACACCUGCAGAGGGAACCGGGAAGGAGGGCGCGCGUGCGGCAUCGACCAACUGCAGCGCAGCGGCGUCGUCCCGUCCGUGGUGCCAGGACUAGAAGACACAAUGGAAGGAAGCAUCCACGGCUCAUCAGAGAAAAGGGUUGCGGUGGUGACCGGAGGGAAUCGGGGGAUGGGGCUGGAGAUAUGCCGGCAGCUGGCGGAGCACGGGGUCACCGUCGUCUUGACGGCGAGGGACGGGAAGCGGGGUGCUGAGGCAGCAGAAAGGCUCCGAGAGGAAGGGCUAUCGGAUAUCGUGUUUCAUCAGCUGGAGAUCAGCGAGCCCGCCAGUGCCGCUGAUCUAGCUGCUUUCAUCAAGGGCAAGUUCGGCAAGCUUGACAUAUUGGUAAACAAUGCAGGAGUGCUCGGGGUGACGACUGAUGUCGGUGACCCAGCAACUCUUCAGCAGACGCUUGCAGGCAAGGAUGGGAUGGAGAGAGCCGAAUGGCUGAGGCAACGGACCACGCAGACCACCCAGGAUGCAGAGGACUGCCUGAGGAUCAACUACCACGGCAACAAGACCGUCACGGACGCCCUCCUGCCGCUCCUCCGCUCCUCCUCCGACGGCAGAGUCGUCAACGUAACCUCAGCCUGGGGGCUGCUCAGGUAUUUCAGUGGCGAGGAGCUCCGGCGGGAGCUGGACGACGUCGACAACCUCACGACGCAGCGGCUCGACAAGAUGUCGGCCCUGUUCCUCGAGGACCUGGGCAAGGGCAAUGGCGCCCUGGAGCGCCGCGGGUGGCCGGCUGACACGGUGUAUGCGGCCUACAUGGCGUCCAAGGCGCUGGUGUGCGCCUACACCAGGGUGAUCGCCAGGGAGGAGGGCGCCGCGCUGCGGGUCAACUGCGUGCACCCCGGCUACGUCGUCACCGGGAUGAACGACUACACCGGCGUCCUCACCGCCGCGGAGGGAGCCGCCGCCGCGGUUGCAGUUGCACUGGCGGAGAAGGGGGGCGUCACCGGCGCCUACUUCGAUCGCACUGAACUGGGAGCGUCCUUUGUGUGAUUUCUCCGUGGAGCAGUUGCUAGCUUGCUAUCUUUUUCAAUAAAGUUCAGUCUACUUAAUAUUACUUGAUCUUUGCAAUAACACAGUGGCAUGAGUUGGUCCAGAUAUCAAGAAUUAUGUUCUGUUCACUA